AUGAUUCUUGACAAGAAGCCACUGCUGUUGAAGGCCUUCGCGUUGAAGGCACUUCUGUUGAAGCCUGAGCUUUUGAUCCAGCCAGAUCUGUUGUUCCGGUCGGGCCUGCUCUUCAAGCCGGGCCUUCUUCCCGGAAUGGGAGACUUGGAGUUGAAGAAGCUUCUCCUGGCUGCAGUUCUGGCGCCCAAGGUGAUUGCAGGACUGAAGCCCAUGUUCGGUGCCUCUCUGUGGAACAUCCCGCUGUUGCUGAUCGAGAAACUGGUGACACUGGACCCUGGCCAACUUCUGAUGCUCCUAUCAAGUUUGUCCGGUGGAGGCCUGGACGGCUUGUUGGGGGCGAUGGGCACUGAUGAACUGAAGGCUCAAGGCGCCGAGGCGGCCUCUUGGGAGUCCGUGAACUCUGAGGGAGAGCCCGACAUCACAGCUGCGGGUGCGGAGGAGGAUGCGAGGUCACUGAUUAUCAGGUUUGCGCGAGAGGUCGGCAGGCAAGAAGGCGCUGAAGAAGAGUACGCCAGUCGGGCAGCUGAGUUUGUUGACCAGUUUCUGAGCCCUACUGGACUGACGCAAGAAGUGGCACGAAUGAUGAUGACGGCACGACAGGCAGUGGGAAACGACAUCGAAGGCAUUGAAGGCAAUCGCGCCGCGACUGACAGUGACUUCUUAGACGGCGACAUGGGAGGCCUUCUGAGCCUUCUCGGUGACCUGGAGGCACUGAUUGAGUCGAAAAUUGCUUGCGUCGCGCUUGGCAAAGCAUUCUUCAAGUACGUUUUAGUGCCGCUUCAGCUUGCAGGUCCCGUAGCGAGCAUGAUUCUUGACAAGAAGCCACUGCUGUUGAAGGCCUUCGCGUUGAAGGCACUUCUGUUGAAGCCUGAGCUUUUGAUCCAGCCAGAUCUGUUGUUCCGGUCGGGCCUGCUCUUCAAGCCGGGCCUUCUUCCCGGAAUGGGAGACUUGGAGUUGAAGAAGCUUGUACUUGACGCAGUUCUGGUUUGCAUAUUGGUGGAUGGUGUGACGAUGGUUGGGAACUCAGGGGGGAUGAGUCAGUUCGUCAGGCGUGUUCCCGGGCUAACUGUGUUUGAGUUGCUGGCCCUGUUGGCGUCUGACCGAAGAGCCUUGGGUGCUAUUGUCUCCCUAUGCGCGAACUCUGUCGGAAUACAGGGUUCGGGUCCUCAACAGCUACUGGGUACUUAUGAGGAGAGGCUACAUGCUCUCAAGUCCGCUGCAAAGAACGCUGGGCAGCAUCUGAGUGAGGAGGAAGCUGAGGCUCGCUUUCAGAUCGUGCGCUUCGCUGGUGAGGUCGGCAGUUUUAGAGGAGCACCCGAGGAGUACGUCAGGAUUGCAUCAGCCUUUGUCGACCGAUUCCUUGCCCCGGCUGGUCUCCUCAAUGAGGUGGCUCAGCUAAUCCGCCAAGCGAGGAAGGAGACUCCAGAGAGUGAUGCGGUGGCAUCAAACAAAACAUCAUUCGACCAAAAACUCUUCGUCGGAGGAACGAUAGUCUCCUGAUAAAUAUGUCGCAGAAAGAGGCGCGCCCUGCUUCAAAAACCCUUGUGGCACGCUGACGACAACCUUCAAGUCUUGUUCGGUCUACUAAGCAAAGCGCUUGGCGGGGUCACCACAGUGGAUCGCAGGAUAGUCCGGCAUCUGCUGCUGUUUACAGUAGUAACGAUUCCGUCGUUGCGACCUGAAGCGUCCAGGCCCAACAACGGUCUCGUUGAAGUGUUUGCCGGCGAGCCCCUUGAAGCAACAACAGCUUUCAGAGGUUAUUCAACCAGGGGCGUGUGUCAAUUUUGUGGGUGUAAAGACUGCCAUCGAUUCUACAUGUCUGUUAUGUUUGUUCGUUGUGGAGGUGCCACGACAUACACAAUGACUACAGAUGAACAGGAGAAUCCAGCUGUUUGCAUUGCUUGUUGGUCGAUCUGUCGUGAGGGCUUUCUCAAUAUCGAGGGAUCUCUAGUUAGCGCAUGUGUAUCCGUCCGCAGCAGGCAGUCUUCUACGCAUCGCGAGACGUUUGUUUGAAACAUCACUCUAGGUAAAAAUGGUAUAGUUGGAACUGGUUGGAUUCCUAACCUUAUCCGUAGUUUUUCCACCACAGUGGGGUGGAUCGGUCGCAACAACUGUAGGAUGUCAACUCGCUGUACUGU
Molecule: messenger RNA, 2138 nt
Organism: Toxoplasma gondii ME49
Lineage: Eukaryota; Apicomplexa; Conoidasida; Eucoccidiorida; Sarcocystidae
Exons: 1
Coding region: 1-1500 (499 amino acids)
Source: RefSeq, a predicted model, not a curated record